GUUUGUACAUACACAGAUACCUUGUUCCCGUUGGAAAGGUAAACUGUGGAUUACCCGUCUAGCAAGGUCCACCGCCGAGGUACCCUUUCUUUGGUCGCAUGAACUUUAGUACCAGCUUACCGCUCACCCUACAUUUGCAAUUCACAAUCAUCUACCUACUCAGGUCCAUAUACAUAUAGUGCUCACAUCCUUAUUAGAGGAUAGGCGCUCCACCUUAUACGUUUUCGAGCACGGCAUAUUCUACGCUUUAAGUCCCUUACUCUCCCCUCCUUUCACCUUCGACAUCAUCCCACCGACCACACAACCACCCUCCAUCCGUGGUAAUUUCUAGACUCCCAGCUUGUAAAUUCUUGGGCGCAAAGAACCCGCGCCGUCAGCCCGACCGCGCGAGUUACAUCGAGUUCGAAGGGACAAUCUGAGUAAUAUCGUUGAAGGGGAAGUGUUAGAGAAACAUAGUCAACAUGAGUUCAGGAUACCCAGCUCCGCCCGUUCACCAUUCGCAGGCAUUCCCGCCUGAGAUGUCUGGUCCCUCUGCGCAUCAUCCAGGUUACGCCCAGCUACCUCCUCCCAUGCCUUUCAAUUACCAACAAGACCCCAUCACAAACCCCCACCGCGCGAACAUGCCUCCUCCACGAACGAAUAUGGCCCCUCCUAAUAUGCCUGGCCCGAGGGAUCGGGCUGCUGAGCUAGGUACGACAGAGAAUGGCGUGGGAGGUCCUGGCUCCAAUUCACUUACUUCCAAGCCCGGGGCUGAGGAGAAGGAUAAACCAGCUCCCCAGCCAAUUGAGGGUACCGACACAUCUAGAAAAUACAGACUUGAAGUUGUCCAACAACCUCUCAGAGCAAGAAUGUGUGGUUUUGGUGAUAAGGAUCGACGGCCUAUAACCCCUCCACCGUGUAUAAGAUUAGUAGUUAUGGACAAGACCACAGGCAAAGAGGUAGAUUGCAAUGAGGUCGAACACCAGCAUUAUGUGUUACACGUUGAUCUCUGGUCCGAGAACGGAGACAAGGAGGUCAAUCUUGUCAAACAUUCUCAGCAGUCGCCGUCUAUCUCCUCAACUCAGGCUUCCUCUUUUCGCGAGGUGAUCGAAGGAAGUCAGACUGGGGGCUAUGGGUACCAGUCAAUCGUACCGUCAAACCGGGACUAUGCGCAGCCAGGUGCAGCUUAUCCUCAUGCGAUGCCUCCCUACCAGCCGGAUCCAUAUGGCCAAGGAUACGGCUACCCCCCGCAGCCCCAAGCCUAUGGUUAUCCUGGGGGUGGCUACCGAAACGACAUGGUGCCGGGCGUCCCUCAGUUGCCCUCGCAAUCAAUGUUUGGACCCCGAUUCUCCCAAGACAUUGCGGGACACCAGAUGACGCAACAUCGAUUGAUGGGACCACAGUCGCCAAAUGGCAUGUAUACGAGGAAUCUUAUUGGUAGCCUUGCGGCUAGUGCAUCGCGCCUUACAGAUCCUACAGACAAGAUAGGAAUCUGGUUUAUUUUACAGGAUCUAAGUGUGCGAACAGAAGGCUGGUUUAGAUUGCGAUUUUCGUUCAUCAACCUGCGAAGACCAGAUGCGACUUCCAACGGCGGCAGCGAUGCUGAACUUCUAAACCGAGGCAGAGCACCGGUUUUGGCACAGGUUUUUAGUGAAAAGUUCCAGGUCUAUUCGGCGAAGAAAUUCCCAGGUGUUUGCGAAAGCACCGCCCUCAGCAAAUGCUUCGCCGUACAAGGAGUUAAAAUCCCCAUCAGGAAGGAUGGACAGGAUGGAAAGGGGGGCAAGGGCCGAGGUUCGGACGAUGAAGACGACAAUUAGGAUUCAUUUUCAAGCGUUAUUCGGGUAUAGACGAAGUCAGUUCCCUUGGACGAGACAUCUAUCAGAUCCGGCUAUGAUUGGCCUUGGAGUAGGGCGACCUACGACAU
Molecule: messenger RNA, 1903 nt
Organism: Hypoxylon trugodes
Lineage: Eukaryota; Fungi; Ascomycota; Sordariomycetes; Xylariales; Hypoxylaceae
Exons: 6
Coding region: 462-1796 (444 amino acids)
Source: RefSeq, a predicted model, not a curated record